This is a messenger RNA of Sodiomyces alkalinus F11, 2730 nucleotides long. RefSeq lists its product as hypothetical. The record is from RefSeq and is a predicted model, not a curated record. Bases 206 to 2626 code for a protein of 806 amino acids. Gene Ontology annotation, biological process: mitotic intra-S DNA damage checkpoint signaling; resolution of meiotic recombination intermediates; double-strand break repair. Gene Ontology annotation, molecular function: DNA binding; nuclease activity. Gene Ontology annotation, cellular component: Holliday junction resolvase complex; nucleus. The transcript has 2 exons. Lineage: Eukaryota; Fungi; Ascomycota; Sordariomycetes; Glomerellales; Plectosphaerellaceae.
AUAUGAGUGCCUUUCGAAGAAUUGGGGGGAAGAGCAAGGACAGGCACUUAUUGCGUCAGCAGAAUCACGUGAUGCUCGCGCAACGACCGCGACUUUGAACCUUUUGCCCUAUUUUUGUGCUCGCGUCCUUUAACGCGGUUCCCUACCCGCCAACCAGCCACAUUAUCGCCUUGAUGAAGUCUGUUUUGGCAGUCCCCUCCACGACAUGACGAACGAGGUGAUAGACCUGCUCUCGUCAAGUUCUUUUUCCGAUCGCGCUCCCUCCGUUUCUCCAGUGCCGCGUCGACCGAGUCCCGGCGCUCCUCCCCAGUCGACAACACGCUCAUUCGACACCGACAAUGUCUUCGACCUAACUAGCGAUCCGCCCACAUCUUUUCAAGGCCCGAGUAGAGAUGCAGCGUCCCACAGCACAUAUAGUCCGGCGUCUCUCCCUCCGAAACGAGUUGUCCCGCCCACAUUGUUCUACGAGGUGGAUGAUUUCGACACCACGGGUGAUUUUGACACAAGUCGGGUAUGUGACGAACCACUGUCGCACACGGCAAGGAAUGGAAAGCGACUUCGUCUGUCUCCUCCUGGGGAUACGUUCUCCAAGCCCAGCUCCCGCGAGUCGUCUCGGUCGAACCUUAAGGAUGGCGAUAACCCGCUCGUCCGGCAGCCGGGAGGAUCUUUAGGCAAGGCCCGGAUGGUGACCGACACUAUCGAGUUUUCAAGUUCACCCCAUGUCGUCCCGCCCGCUCUCAAGUCCUCCAAAACGUCAAUCUUGGAUGCAGACGACCCCUUCUGCAGCACCUCCCCCCUUCCUGAUGUUGGUGAGGGGCCAUCAGAAAGACAGCGGUCAUACUUGGAUGAUCCCUUCGCUAGUACCCCUCCUGCCCCAGCACCAGCGCCAGUGUCAGCCGGCGAUCCAAUAACCGGUCGGAAAAUAUACAUUGACCUCGAAGAGUCGGAAGAAGACGAUGUACUCGCUGGGUCGGCAAAGAGUUCUUCUAGCGGAACGUAUAAAAAGGACAAUGCAACCGGUACUGGCCCGAAUGGCCCAUGUCACUCUCGGCCUCCUUCCCCAAAGCGGCUAAAGAAAAGCCUUCACUGGGACCCUAUAUCCAGUUCGGCACCGGAGACACAAACCCGCGAUCCGUUCGAAAUUUCGUCCCCUCCUCGCCGAUCCAAAGGUAAGGGCAAGGCCCUCGCUCUGAUCGAUUUGGACGAUUCGGACGAGUCAACCUAUAACAACCGUCCCCGGCCGUCUGCGGAAAGCGACGAUGAUCUCCCCGACCUCGAUGACAUCGACGUUGCCAAGUACCGCCACCGAGUCCCACCAACCAGACCGUCUCGCCCGUUCUCUAGGACAAACUCUGCCCCCGUAUCACGGACAAAACAUCGGGUCGAUGCCGCGUCGGGGUCCCGAACCAAAAAGUCAGCGGACCAUCGAGGACUAGACAAGGAAGCUCGGGCCGCCGAGAGGGAAGCGAAAGCCGCAGAAAGGGAACGCGAAAGAGAGCGCAAGAAAAGGGAGAAAGAGGCCGCAAAGGAGCAAAAGGCGCGGGAGAAGGAGCGCGCAGCCGCCAUGGCCGAAGUCAACAAGGUCAGGACCGACAAGAAAGUGUCCACGCCGGAAAUGAUCGUCGACAUGCCCUCCACCCUCCCGGAAGGCCUGGCCCUGCAAGUGAAGACCCUGCUCAAGGACCUCGACGUCGAAUCGACGACGGUCCAAAGUCCCGUCGACAACGUCGUCAAGUGGCGUCGCAAGGUGAAGAGCGAGUUCAACGACGAGCUGGGGCUCUGGGAGCCAUGCGAGCUGCGAAUCGAGCCGGAGAAAUACGCGCUCGUCACCCUCACGGCGGGCGAGUUUGUGGCCAUGGCGCUUGGUUCCGACGCGGGUGCGGAUCUCGACACGCACGUCGCGAAGGUGAAGCGUCAUUUCUCCGACCACCAGGUCCUCUACCUCAUCGAAGGCUUGGGACCUUGGAUGCGGAAGAACCGCAGUCUACGGAACCGGCAGUUCGUCUCCGCCGUACGGGCGCAAGACGGCGUCGUCGGUGGCAACGGUACUCCCACACAGGGUCGCCCGUCGAACGAGCCCGCGGGGCGUCACGACCAGAGUGACGCCGGGACCCGCCGCCGCCGCAAAAACCCGCCACCACGAAAAGAGUACGUGGACGAGGAUGCGAUCGAGGACGCCCUCCUCCAGCUGCAGGUCUUGCACGGGGUUCUCAUCCACCACACGGCGGCCGGCGUGGAGACGGCCCAGUGGGUGGCCGUGUUCACGCAGCACAUCUCGACGGUGCCGUACCGGAAGCAGCGGGAGGCGGCCAACGCCAACGGGGCCGGGUUUUGUAUGGAGACCGGCCAGGUGCGGACGGGGGAGGACGCGCAGGAUACGUACGCCAAGCUUCUGCAGGAGAUUGUGCGCGUCACGGCUCCCAUUGCGUAUGGCAUUGCCGCCGAGUACGGAACUGUCGGGCGACUUGUGAAGGGGUUGGAGGAACGGGGACCGCUGGCGCUGGAGGCUUGUCCGCGGAGUAAUAAUCGCGAAGGCGCCCCUUCGGACCGGACGGUUGGACAGGCCAUUAGUAGGCGGAUAUACAAGGUCUUUACGGGGAGAGAUGAGACGAGUACAGAUGUAUGACAUGUUAUGUUAUGCAAGGCAAGUUUAAUUUGUAUAUAUUGCACCAGCCAGUCAGUCUAUGGAUGCCUAGACUAGAAUUGAUAUUUCUGCCUAUGGUCUACACC